This is a messenger RNA of Centropristis striata (black sea bass), 2702 nucleotides long. RefSeq names its product protocadherin beta-15-like. The coding region runs from base 294 to 2702 and encodes 802 amino acids. The record is from RefSeq and is a predicted model, not a curated record. Gene Ontology annotation, molecular function: calcium ion binding. The transcript has a single exon. Lineage: Eukaryota; Metazoa; Chordata; Actinopteri; Perciformes; Serranidae. Gene Ontology annotation, cellular component: plasma membrane. Gene Ontology annotation, biological process: homophilic cell-cell adhesion.
ACUUUCAUUGUGCGUGUUAGGAUCGUGGUGUUGAUAAUGGCAGUAACUGUGACAUCUUAUGUUGGUUUCGUAGAUUUUUAUCUGUAAUAUUCCAAAUAAACUCACGGCGUCGCUGCUCACUCGCAGAUAUGAGGAGGUUCAUAUCUCCACCCACUGCAAAAGGAAUAAUUCAAGCACUUAAACCGGAGCUGCCAUUGUUGUAGAGGCGGCGUACCUUACUUUCAACCUUACGUUUUAAUUUUCAUUAGAGAAGUGGCGGAAUUUUGUUUCCGUGUCUUCUUAAGGAAGAUAUCAUGGGCCACGGAGGGAGAUCGUUGCUGAUUCUUUUCUGCGUCUUUGCUGUCUUUGUCCACAUCGCCACUGCAGAUCUCAGCUAUUCUGUGCCGGAGGAGAUGAGGCCCGGAUCCAUUGUUGGAAAUAUCGCCAAGGACCUCGGGCUGGAAGUGGGGAAAUUGUUCACUCGUAAAGCCCGUAUUGAUACUGAGGAAAGCUAUCAGCAUUACUGCGACAUUGAUCUAAAAACAGGAAAUGUUGUCAUCAGGGAAAAGAUUGACAGAGAGGAGCUCUGUGGGGAGAAGGUUUCAUGUUUGAUUAAAUUUGAAUUGGUCCUGGAGAGCCCGUUGGAGCUACACCGCAUUUCACUGCUUAUUCAGGAUGUAAACGACAAUUCACCUGUUUUUCCAAAGGAUACAAUUAAACUGGAAAUAAGGGAAUUGGCCAUGAAGGGAGUUCGAUACCGUGUUAAUGAAGCACACGACGCGGACAUCGGACAAAAUACAGUUAAACAAUACAGCUUACAAAAGAAUGAAUACUUUGUUUUAUCUGUUCGAGAGGAUGCCGAUGGAUCUAAGAACGUUGAGUUAGUAUUAGACAAAGAGUUAGAUCGUGAAAAGGAACACGAUUUAAAUUUCGUGAUGAUUGCUGUUGAUGGUGGCAACCCACAAAGAUCAGGGACAACCAAUAUACACGUGACUGUGCUGGAUGCUAAUGAUAACGCCCCAGUCUUUGACCAAGCCUUGUACAAAGCCAGUCUACCUGAAAACGCUGCCCUUGAUACUGUAGCUGUCACUGUAAGUGCUACUGAUGCAGACGAGGGAGUCAAUGGGGAGGUGACAUAUGAGUUUAGCCGCAUAUCAGAAAGAGCUAAAAAGGUUUUCUCACUAAACAGUAAAACUGGAGAGAUAAAAGUCACAGGACCACUUGAUUUCGAGAGUAAUUCUAAAUAUGAAAUGCGUAUCGAUGCCAAAGAUGGUUAUGGGCUUUCAUCUGAUUCCAAAGUAAUGAUUGAAAUCACUGAUGUGAAUGAUAACGCUCCAGUUAUAUAUAUGACAUCUUUGAUGAGCCCCAUACCUGAGAACGUGUCACCUGGUACAGAGGUGGGCAUCAUUAACGUGCAGGACAGAGACUCUGAGACUAACGGACAGGUCCGCUGCUCCAUUCAGCAAGGUGUCCCUUUUAAGUUGGUUCCUUCUAUUAAAAACUAUUAUUCUCUGGUGACCACAGGACAACUGGACCGUGAACUAGUGUCUGAUUACAACAUUACGAUCACUGCCACUGACGAGGGCUCUCCACCUCUGUCCUCCUCUAAAACUGUUCAGUUAUCUGUAGCAGACAUCAACGACAACCCACCUGUGUUUGAGGAACAGUCGUACAGCGCAUAUGUGAGUGAAAAUAACAAACCUGGCUCCACUUUAUGUUCCGUUAGUGCUCGAGACCCCGACUGGAGACAAAACGGUACAGUGAUUUAUUCUCUGUUAUCCGGUGAGGUGAACGGUGCCCCGGUGUCCUCCUAUCUGUCUGUUAACGGAGACACGGGGGUGAUCCACGCUGUGAGGUCGUUUGAUUAUGAACAGUUGAGGAGUUUUAAAGUCCAGGUGAUGGCCAGAGACAACGGUUCUCCUCCGCUCAGCAGCAGCGUGAGCGUCAGUGUGUUCAUAUCGGAUGUGAAUGACAACUCUCCUCAGAUACUGUACCCCGCCCCGGAGGGCAACUCCUUCAUGACCGAGCUGGUCCCCAAAGCUGCACACGGAGGCUCUCUGGUGUCCAAAGUGAUCGCGGUGGACGCGGACUCCGGACAGAACGCCUGGCUGUCCUAUCAUAUAGUGAAGUCCACUGAUCCGGGACUUUUCACUAUUGGUCUCCACAGCGGAGAGAUCAGGACCCAGCGGGACAUUUCUGAGUCUGACAGCAUGAAACAGAACCUGAUUGUGUCAGUGAAAGAUAACGGACAGCCCUCUCUCUCUGCCACCUGUUCCAUGUAUUUACUGAUUUCUGAUAACUUGGCUGAGGUGCCAGAACUGAAGGACAUUUCUUAUGAUGAGAAGAAUUCCAAACUGACCUCUUAUCUGAUCAUCGCGCUGGUGUCUGUGUCCACCUUCUUCCUGACCUUCAUCAUCAUCAUCCUGGGUGUGAGGUUCUGUCGCAGGAGAAAGCCCAGACUGUUGUUUGAUGGAGCAGUAGCCAUCCCCAGCGCUUAUCUCCCUCCUAACUACGCAGAUGUUGACGGCACAGGAACUUUACGCAGCACUUACAAUUAUGACGCGUACCUGACAACAGGUUCAAGAACCAGUGACUUUAAGUUCGUGACGUCAUACAAUGACAACACACUGCCUGCUGACCAGACUCUGAGGAAAAGUCCUUCUGACUUCGCUGAUGUGUUUCAAGAUUCAUUCGAGCCUUCAGAGGUAGGCGCAUGUGCUUAA